Messenger RNA from Populus euphratica (Euphrates poplar), 1583 nucleotides. Its product is annotated as protein NSP-INTERACTING KINASE 3. Gene Ontology annotation, biological process: protein phosphorylation. The transcript has 5 exons. Lineage: Eukaryota; Viridiplantae; Streptophyta; Magnoliopsida; Malpighiales; Salicaceae. The record is from RefSeq and is a predicted model, not a curated record. Gene Ontology annotation, molecular function: ATP binding; protein kinase activity. Bases 26 to 1384 code for a protein of 452 amino acids.
GAUACUGUUUAGCUGGCUUUGAAAGAUGCCUGCUCCUUGUACUAGUUACAAUUUUUAUUACUUAAUUGGAGAUCUCAACCUCUUUAUUCAUUUCAGAGUUACGGGUAACCGUUUGAUUUGUGGACCUAAGGCCAGUGACACCUGUUCUGCUGUCUUUCCGGAGCCUCUUUCUCUCCCGCCUAAUGGUCAAUCAGACUCUAAAACAAACAGUCAUCGUGUGGCUAUUGCUUUUGGGGCAAGCUUUGGUGCUGCUUUUUCCAUCAUAAUAAUUAUUGGUUUACUUGUUUGGUGGCGAUGUAGACACAACCAGCAAAUUUUCUUUGAUGUCAAUGAGCAAUAUGACCCAGAGGUGUGCUUGGGCCAUUUGAGAAGGUAUACAUUUAAGGAGCUUCGUUCUGCUACUGAUCAUUUCAGUUCAAAGAAUAUUCUUGGGAGGGGUGGAUUUGGUAUCGUGUACAAGGGAUGCUUGAAUGAUGGAACGCUGGUGGCUGUCAAAAGGCUAAAAGACUAUAACAUUGCUGGUGGUGAAAUCCAAUUCCAGACAGAAGUAGAAACAAUUAGUUUGGCUAUUCAUCGGAAUCUUCUGAGGCUCUCUGGGUUCUGCACGACUGAGAAUGAAAGGCUUCUCGUUUACCCCUACAUGCCGAAUGGGAGUGUAGCAUCUCAAUUAAGAGAUCAUAUUCAUGGCCGAGCAGCAUUGGACUGGGCAAGAAGAAAGAGGAUAGCUCUGGGUACAGCUAGAGGACUCCUAUAUUUGCACGAGCAAUGCGACCCCAAAAUUAUUCACCGUGAUGUCAAAGCAGCCAACAUUUUGUUGGACGAGGACUUUGAGGCAGUUGUUGGAGAUUUUGGGUUGGCAAAGCUUUUGGAUCACAGAGAUUCCCAUGUGACCACAGCUGUUCGUGGCACCAUUGGCCAUAUUGCUCCAGAGUAUUUAUCAACAGGUCAGUCAUCAGAGAAGACUGAUGUGUUUGGGUUUGGGAUCUUGCUUCUUGAGCUAAUCACAGGCCAGAAGGCAUUAGAUUUCGGAAGGGCAGCGAACCAGAAAGGUGUCAUGCUUGAUUGGGUGAAGAAGCUCCAUCAUGAUAGAAAGUUAAAUCUCAUGGUGGAUAAGGAUCUGAGAGGCAAUUUUGACAGAAUUGAAUUAGAAGAAAUGGUCCAGGUUGCUCUUUUAUGCACGCAAUUUAAUCCUUCUCACCGUCCAAAGAUGUCUGAAGUACUAAAGAUGUUAGAAGGUGAUGGUUUAGCUGAGAAAUGGGAAGCCUCACAAAGGGUCGAGACCCCAAGGUUUAGAUCAUGUGAAAACCCUCCUCAAAGAUAUUCAGAUUAUAUAGAAGAAUCUUCACUGGUGGUAGAAGCCAUGGAGCUUUCUGGUCCUCGGUGACAAUCAUUUCACACUCACUUCUAGACCUCCUUGCCUGAUCAAACAUUAAGUUGCAAAACUUCGAUGAUGAAAAUUAUGUCAUUGUUAAUAGUGGUUGAAUGCAUGUAUUCAUCUGUAAAAAGCAAAAAGAAAGCCAUGUAUAAACAAACAUCUCGGUUCUUUGUUGGAAAGCCAGUUUGAGUUGAUUGCUCCCACCUGA